UGCUUGUGCUGUCUGUGCUUACGUUGCUAGCAGUAGGUUUGUGUGAACCGUGCAUUUUGUCGUGGGGCCAACAUGGAGAAGCCGGUCCAGGAUGGCUGGUUCCGGGAGACUUGCAGCUUGUGGCCCGGCCAGGCCUUAUCACUGGAAGUGGAAGAGGUGCUUUAUCAUCAACGCUCCCCGUUUCAAGAGAUCCUGGUCUUGAGAAGCAAGACAUAUGGAAAUGUUCUCGUUCUGGAUGGGCUUAUUCAGUGCACAGAACGAGAUGAAUUUUCCUACCAGGAAAUGAUAGCAAAUCUUCCCCUCUGCAGCCACCCAAACCCGCGGAAGGUGCUAAUUAUAGGUGGUGGCGAUGGUGGAGUUCUGAGAGAGGUUGUUAAACAUCCAUCUGUAGAGAGUGUGGUGCAGUGUGAGAUAGAUGAGGAAGUGAUCAAUGUCUCAAAGAAGUACCUUCCUGGAAUGGCCAUUGGGUAUUCCAGUCCAAAGUUAACUUUGCAUGUUGGAGAUGGCUUUCAGUUCAUGAAACAGAACCAAGAUGCAUUUGAUAUAAUCAUCACAGACUCUUCAGAUCCCGUAGGUCCUGCUGAAAGUCUUUUUAAAGAAUCUUAUUAUCAGCUAAUGAAGACUGCGCUCAGAGAAGGUGGCAUCCUCUGCUGUCAAGGUGAGUGUCAGUGGCUUCACCUUGACCUCAUUAAGGAGAUGAAUCAGUUCUGUAAGACACUUUUCCCUGUGGUGGAAUACGCAUACUGCACUAUACCAACUUAUCCCAGCGGACAGAUUGGCUUUAUGCUCUGCAGUAAGAACCCUAGCACAAAUUUCAAGGAACCUGUGCAGCAGCUUUCACAAGAGCAGGUGGACAAAAUGAACCUCAGAUAUUAUAACUCCAGCAUUCACCGGGCAGCAUUUGUUCUUCCAGAGUUUACAAGAAAAGCACUCAGUGAUGUAUGAGAUCCAGCAGAGCUGUUGUAUUCUCUCUUUGCAAAAUCCAUGCUUUUUACCUGAUGAAACAAAAUCUACUGUGCUUAGGAGGCAGAACCUGGUCUUUUAUAGCUGUUAACUGUAUUUCAGUCCUGGGAAAUGUUAUGAAACGUUUUCUUGCCUCUCAGGCUUAAACUAUGGGUACAGUGUAUUACAUAAUCUGUGCAUGCCAUUUUUCUCUUAAAUAAUACAAAUGCUUACAGUGGAAGGGGGGCAGUGAUAUCUCUUAAUGCAAUGCAUUUCCCCUUGUCAUGCCAGGCUGAUGUAAAGCCUCCUUGGCAUAUUUACCUACAAAGCUGUCUUAUGUCUAUGUAGUUUUUAUACUUAAUACUAUAUCAGGGAUAACCCAGGAUACUGACCCCUUAAGCUGCUAACAUGCCUCCAUCACUCACACCUCUGGGUCCCGUUGCCAGUAAUCUGCAGUGGUGCUGUGGUUAUCGUAUGUUCUCACCAAGUACUUUUGUGUGAAUGUACAAAGCUGGGAAGUUCCAUCCUUUCCUGGUAUAUUAGUAUUAUAUCAGUCCAGAACUGUUAUUACUGGAUGUAAAAUAUUGGUAAAUUCAAGCAUGAUGAAGUGUU
Messenger RNA from Xenopus laevis (African clawed frog), 1554 nucleotides. RefSeq names its product spermidine synthase L homeolog (gene srm.L). NCBI's taxonomy places the organism in Eukaryota, Metazoa, Chordata, Amphibia, Anura, Pipidae. Gene Ontology annotation, biological process: spermidine biosynthetic process; polyamine biosynthetic process; polyamine metabolic process. Gene Ontology annotation, molecular function: catalytic activity; transferase activity; spermidine synthase activity. The record is from RefSeq and is marked provisional. Gene Ontology annotation, cellular component: cytosol.